AUGGAGAAGUAUCAACACAUGAGAGCAUUUAUAUCAGCGGCCUUAGAUUAUACCAAGCAUCCCAGCGAAAGUGCUACAUCUGCUAUACAAAGAAGUCUUGGAGUAAUAAGCGUGUCACUGGAUCUGAAUGUAUUUGAUCCUGGAACCAGCAUAGCUGCAGAAUUCUAUGUGAGUCUGUACGAGCUUAUGAAUUCUGUAGGAUCACGGUCCACUUUGAUCUGGAGUGCUGUAGAUGUUUUACAAAAUGUUUGCAGAAAUGUUCCUGCUAGACAAUCGCUUAUUCAUACAUACAAAUUUACACCAAUAUUAGCGAGAUUAUUAGAGGCAAAUGUGACAUCUGAGAAAAGGAUACGAGUAUUAAAAUUACUUCAGGAAUUAACAUAUGGAAUCAAAAUAUCGUGGCAAGAAGUUUAUCUUUCAUAUUUAAUCUCUACGUUAACUCAAUGGGUAGUACAAUCAAAGGAAGAAGAGAUUAUUGCACUUUCUUUAGGAGUGCUGGUAAAUUUGUGUUAUAAAAAUCUUCCAGCAGUUUAUACAUUGAUGCGUACCAUCGAUACCAAAGCAUUCAUCAGAACAUUAUUAAAACUACAAGAGCAUGUUAAUACUAGUGUACAAUGUUGCAAACUAUUAAUUAUAUUGGAGCCAACCAAUACAAAUAUUUCUGAGAAAUAUAUCAUGGACUUUGCGUCGAUAACUUUCACAAAUCUUAAAACAGCAAUGGAACAAAAAAACGUUUUUUUAUUGCGGCACAUUGUCGAUUUUUUCAACGACGUCGUGCAAAAUGAGCAUUCGCGAAAUAUAUUACUUACAUAUUCAAAUUAUGAUAGAGAUGUAAAAAAUAUACUAGCCACUUUGGAAGAAAAUACAGAUCCGGAAUGCAUUGCUGUUAUGAUGGAAUUUUUACUGUCAUUGGUGAAACUGAAAUUAUGUGUCUUAAUUCCUUUAUAUCCUAUUUGUAUAAAAUCGGCUAUGACGUGGGUGCCUGUAGAACAAGUGUGCUCCAAAGCUUUAGCACUUAUACGAAACAUCAUCAUCGAUUCACGACGCACUAAAACUUGCGCGGAAGUUUUAACAGAGGUAGAUCCGUCUGUUCUUAUGCUUAUAACGAAUCCAGAAGAUGAAAUUAAUGAACAGAAUGGAAGUCAAAAUGCAGAGAUGGAAACAAAACAAGCUGAAUUGAUGCAACUAUUUCAAGAAAUGAUUAAAACUCCUGCAUUUAAGAAAAAAAUUAUGCAAUCGUUUAGUGAACACGUGAUGCGUAGAAUAUUUAUUCGCGUAUUAGAUAAUGAAUUUUCCGCCGCUGGAGAUUGGACCGGAAAUUUCGUGCAAAAUGCUUCCAUCAAUCUUUACAUUUAUGCGUUAGCUUUGACAGCAGAUUUGGCAACAAGUCAUUCCAAUUGGUUGACAUUAUAUUCUGAAUUACUUAGUAGGAAGCAAAUACAAAUGAUAUUAGCAUUAGCAUUAUUCACUGGUGAUGAGGAAGUGAAACAAAAAGUCUUACAGUUAACAUCAUCAACUGGAUUUCCACAAGAAUGUAUUUCUGCAGUGGCAGUUUGCAUGAAAGAAUUAGAACCAUUAAUGUUAAUUCAAAGUAACAAUAAUGUAUUGGAAGUCACGAAUAAGUCAUCUCUGAAUUAUACCGGGAAUGAACUGGCACCAUUAUUUUCCGUCACACAAGAAGAGCGCCUUGAUGCAUGUCUAGCCAAACUCAAAUCAGCUUUUGAAUCGAAUCAGAUAAAUGAUAUUGCGACAUCUGCAGUAAUGGAAUUAUAUGAAUAUAAGUUAGCGGCAAUGAGACAUUCCGAAAGAGCGAUGCAAUCGAGUUUAGAAGCGGCGAAUAAUCACGGUACUAGUCUUCAACACAGAUUAGCGCAAGUAGUAGCUGAGUCUAGUAGAUUACAUCAAUUAUUAUUUGAUACUCAGCAAUGUUUGGAAGGAAUAAGAGCUGAAAAAUCUGUAUUAACAAGAACGCUUCAUGAGAAGGAAGAGCAAUCGAAGAAAGCAAUUUUCGUAAAAAAACAAGAAAUUGAAUCAUUGAGAAAAAUUGUGACAGAAAAAUCAGCAAAUUUGGAGCACUUAAAUAAGAAGUUAAUACAAUGUACAAAUGAAUUAGAAGCUAGCAAAAGUAAGAUUAAUAUUUUAAAUAAAAAAAUUCAGGAAUUAGACAACGAACGUUUAACCGCAGAAAAGAAAGCUACAGAUAUAAAUAAUAAAAAUCACGAAUUAAGUAAACAUUUACAAAACAUAAAAGAUUCUCUCAGCAAAAAGGAACAGAUUUUAGAGAAGAAGAAUGCAGAAAUAGAAAUAAAUCAAAGCAAUAUAUCUGCACUUAAACAAGAAAUUCAACAAAUGGUGCAAAUGCUACAAACGCAUGAACAAACCAUACUAGAAAAAGAAAAAGACAAUCAAAGAAUGAAAGCGGAAUUGACAGAUUUGAGUCGCAUGCGAGAUAUGAUUUUUGAGCUUACUGCAAAAAACAAAGAUGAUUUAAAUACAAGUUAGCAUUUCUUUCAUUUUAAAAUUAUACUUAAUAAACGGGGAAAAUGCACAUAAUUGAUUAAUAUAAUUUUUAUUCUUAUCUAACAUUCCUGUCUAAUAUAAUCUUCU
Messenger RNA from Camponotus floridanus (Florida carpenter ant), 2607 nucleotides. RefSeq names its product ELKS/Rab6-interacting/CAST family member 1. Bases 1 to 2502 code for a protein of 833 amino acids. The transcript is spliced from 10 exons. The record is from RefSeq and is a predicted model, not a curated record. Lineage: Eukaryota; Metazoa; Arthropoda; Insecta; Hymenoptera; Formicidae.